AUGCCAUACCACGGAAUGCGUGCUGCCGCCCUGUCGUGCUAUUCAGGCCCACAGUACUGUAGCAACGUGAACUCCGGAUCUGCUGUGUGUUGUUUCUCUCGCGCGCUCGGAAAGCGGCCACCUCCACGCCACGCUUUCCACGGGCUGCGGGCCACCGCCAUCUUGCAGAUCCCGACACGCCAAGCCCAUCGCGGCGUGAUGGAUGAACGGCCUGUCCGCGACGUUAGCGUACUGCCCAAAGGAAUUAUCCGUACCUUCAAGAAGUUGACGUCUAACGUUUUCAAGCUAGCUGCCGCUUACGGGGAUUAUCCCCGUUUGCCCUCUCGCUUAAUCAGGAUUAUCAGGGUGUACGACAGGACAGGCGCGGGCGGCGGUAGGGACAUGGCCGGCUUCUGUAUCCAAUGUCGUGCAUCAACCAGAAAUGGAAUGCUACGCGACCCAUACACGGCAUUUGCGCCCUACAAUGGAAGUGAUCGAGUGCGUAGGAUGCGUACCGGCGUGGCGUCACGGCGUUGGACACGACACGGCAGUGACGGCACAGACAUCUGGCAAAUGACGAUCAGCCGAACUCCUGCCAUCCUACCCCCGAUGCUGCCACAUCGAUUAAUACCGAAAUAUCAGCAGGCACAAACACAUUCAGAAUAA
Molecule: messenger RNA, 645 nt
Organism: Pseudocercospora fijiensis CIRAD86
Lineage: Eukaryota; Fungi; Ascomycota; Dothideomycetes; Mycosphaerellales; Mycosphaerellaceae
Exons: 1
Coding region: 1-645 (214 amino acids)
Source: RefSeq, a predicted model, not a curated record